This is a messenger RNA of Pieris brassicae (large cabbage white), 4431 nucleotides long. Its product is annotated as ribosomal protein S6 kinase-like 1. Bases 132 to 2618 code for a protein of 828 amino acids. NCBI's taxonomy places the organism in Eukaryota, Metazoa, Arthropoda, Insecta, Lepidoptera, Pieridae. Gene Ontology annotation, biological process: protein phosphorylation. Gene Ontology annotation, molecular function: ATP binding; protein kinase activity; phosphatidylinositol binding. The transcript has 13 exons. The record is from RefSeq and is a predicted model, not a curated record.
UGCAGUCACAAUUUCAUGUUUUCAUUUACGGUUUUUGAGUUUAAUAUGUCGUUUCUCCCAGUUUACUUUCAACUGGCGCAUUCAUUAAUAUUAGAAUAAACUGUCGAUUAGUGUUUGUAUUUGUUAAUACUAUGUCUACCAGAGAUAAAUGGGUGCGGCGGUUUUCAGUCGACGAAACCGCAAAACAUAAAAGUGGUUUUACUAUUUAUAAAAUAACAUCUGUUCUUUUCCCUAUAGAUUCCCCUGAAGCAGUGACAGUAGUUUCUGUAUGGAAAAGGUACAGCGAUGUUCAGCAAUUACACAAGAAUAUGAAGACAUUACAUGCUGGGUUAUACUUAAAAGGAACAUUUCCACCAUUGUCAAAAAGUUUUAGCAUGUGUAAAAAUCAAAGCUGUGCCAAUGGAUUGUUCAUCAUUUUUAUAAUUGCACAUAUAAUACUUGGUUGUAUGAUAAAGGUGAUAGAAGAAAGAGCAAAAUCAAUAAAAGAACUAUUGGAGUUUGUGGCGGAACAUAAACUGCUUUUUACAAGUACAGAUUUUGUAAAUUUUCUUCAGUCUGGCUACCCUGAUCCAGAGCCAAAGGGAGUUAUAAAUGCAAUUAGAUCCUCUCUCCAGCUGCCUAUUGAAGAUGCACCUCCACUUGAAUAUCAGACAUCUGAUGAUGAUACCAGGAGUCCAGAGAAUAAAAUUCUUCCACCACCAACUACAAGUCCAGUACAUUCGAGUAUACCAACUGACAUAUCACAAAUACCAAUAUAUGAAGCCACUGAUGUCGAAUUGCGAGAAUCGAGUCGAAAAACCGAUUCGAAUUCAAACAGUUUUGAAUCACUUAACUCACUUGAUAGUAUUUCCAGUGAUCUAUACGAUGAGCUGAGUAAAGUUACGAUAAGCAAAAUCAGGCCCCUUGUUAAAAAGAAUGUGUUGCCCGAUUUAAUUAAUUUUGAUGCGCCAUCCACGUCGAAAUUCGAUGAUUAUCACACAAUGCCGAAACGAUUCGAUGGAUCGAGUGUCGAUACGAUGUCGAUUAAUUCUUCUAUGAUGUCAGAGGUGGACGGAGUUGUGCAAGAAUCUAGAAAUCCAGGGAACUCACAAAGUAUAGAAACAAUCAGUAAAUAUGACACGGUUUCGUUGCGAUCGAUUGGGUUCGAAAGAACUCGGCGCAGUUCGUCGUAUAGUGUUUUGUCCCUGUCUGGUAUGGAAUGUAAAACGAAGACAGAGGAUAGUUAUGUAUUCGAAGCCGGUUAUUUAUUAAAUUUGGCGGCGAGAUGUGAAGAUUUGGGAGAAUAUCAAAGGGCAUUUGAGUUCUAUAAAUCUGGCAUUGAGAAGAUGCUUAUUGGUGUACAAUCUGAUUCGGAUCCAGAAAGGCGGGCGUUGAUAAAAGAAAAAACAAAUAAAUAUCUAUCGUAUGCCGAAGAUAUUUAUAAGAAGCAUUUGAGCGGCGCAGAACAGAGUCUAUUACCAGAGCGGGAGAUAGACACUCCAAAAUCAAUCCAUUGCGGGAUUCCCCUAUCAAUGCUUCGGCGACCGUAUGAAGAAUUGGCAAUGUAUCGCGUACUGGCAGUUCUUGGGAAUACCAUGAUGUUAGUACUGCAUAAGACUGAGCAAACUUGCUACGCAAUGAAGGUCAUUCAAAAAGUCCCGCAAAAUCUAACAGAAUUUGACAAUUACUUCCAACGCACUCAAGACACAAGAGAACCAAUUCUACCAACCCUCAUACCGUACAUGGUGCCACUUCACGCCUAUAUAGACUCAAAUAACUUAAUUUUUCUCAUACUAUCAUACGCACCUGGACAGAAACUAUUCGAUUAUAUCAAGAACUAUACACAAUCCAUCCCAAACACACCAAGGAGAGUAAAUUUAGAAAAUGUCUUUCCCAAACAAACACAUUCGGAGAAUAAUGUUCCGACAGAUGUUAAUCGAAAUGAAGAAUUGUCGGUUAAGGAAUUGGUUACUAGUUCUCAAAAGUUGUUGUUAGAUGUUGAUAAAGCGUUGACCGAGAGUGGCGAUAGUGAUGUGAAGAAGGAGAAUAGUGAUGUGCCUAGUCCUAGUGUUAAGUUAUCCAAAUCGCCCCGUGACGUGCUUCCACCUUCAACAAUAUGUAUGUGGGGAGCGGAAAUCCUAACUGCGUUAGAAAGUUUACACAACGCUGGUGUUAUUUGCCGUGACUUAAAUCCAUCAAAUGUCCUCCUAUCUGAUGGUGGUCAGAUCAUUUUGACAUACUUCAUCCACCACUCCGGUAUGGAUAUGGCAUUAUCCCAAAUCCGGCGGUCUCCAUGGAGUAUAUACAUUGCCCCGGAGUUAUAUACUCACGUUUAUAUGGAAGAGGAUGGAUUGGACAAAGUUUGUGAUUAUUGGAGUUUAGGGGCGAUCCUGUAUGAGCUUAUUUGUGGAGUGCCCUUAUCAGAGUACCACAAGUCAACUUUCACGAGCCAUACAAUCUUACAGCUUCCCGAAGAUCUCAGUGUUGAGGUGGAAUCUCUGCUCACUCAGCUCCUGACAUACGAGCCUUCGGAGCGUCUCGGCGGCGGUACAGAUGGUAUAAACGAAAUAAAGGAACAUCCCUACUUUAAACAUAUCGACUGGCAACACGUCUACAAUAAUUGGAUCGUUCCGGAUUGAUGCGAUUUAAGACAAAACACUGUGCAAUAUAAAAAAAUUGGAACGUAAUAAAAUUGUGAGAGGACAAUUAUAAGUCGACGUUUAUAUGCCUGUUCUAUUUUGAUAUAGGGCCCAUAUAUGAUACCGAAUGUAGUUACAAAAGUUUUCUCUUUUUAGAAUUAAGUUUGUGUAUCUUGCCUAAAAAGCUGGCAACACAAAUCCAGCUACUAUAGACACCUAUUCCCUUGCUUGGUUGCGUUUAUAAAAAUGCAAAAUUUCAGUAUUAUUACGAAUUUAUUAUAUAUUUUAAGCUGUUACAUUGUUCAUAUUGGGAUGGCUUACUCAACAAAAUUUCUAUCCCUCUAUUCUCAAAAUUUUAACAGAUGGUUGACAUUUCACAGUUGAUUAAAAUGUUAUAAUCUUAAAAAAAACGUAGCACGAAUAAAUUCACAAGUAAAAAUAAAUUAAAUAACUUUUCGAAAGUAAAUUGACAAAGCGAAAAAUGGUAGAUAAUGUCAUAAUUGUUAGUUAAAAAAAAUAUUACACAAGUGCAGAGAAGUAAUAUCGCCGCGGUACAAUGUUACUCAUCAGUAUUUUAAGUUAAUUAUCAGUAUUUUAAAGGAUGUUUAGGUUCACAGGUAUCUAAAGUAUUAAGCUUUGGCCCAAAACCUUCCUUUUAUAAAACGGUUAUUUUUUUAUAAUAAGAGUUUCUACUAUGGUGUGUCAGUCCUAACUUCAUAAUGUCAUUGUAUUGUAUUUGCUAAAGUAUUUAAAUAAGAAGCUUUUUAUAUUAUUAUUGUUAUGUGCCAGUUACAUAUUUUGUAACUGGCACAUAACAAUUGUUUUUAUAUAAUAAUUUUUUAAACUACAUCAUUCCAAUUAUAGUUUUAAAUAAAUUAUUUCCUAGGCUCAAAUACCGUUCACACAGUGUGACAUUUGAGUUUUUCUUUAGUAGUACAAAACUAAUUUUAUUUUCCUGAAUAAGAGAUACAAUUGUAAUCUGUGGCAACGCUACAGGUAUUAAUAUUCCAAAGAUGAUAUAUUUCACAUAAUCAUUUAAUACUUUGUCAAACUCAAUGUAGAGUGAUAUUAUAUAAAUUAAUAAGAAUUAGAGGAUAAUUAUUUAGGAAGACUUAGACAAGUAAGAUCUGUUAAUUAUAAGGGUAGUUCAGAGGGUAGAUUUAAACAUAGAGCUUAUAGGAGGGUAUUUAGAAUUUUGUAUUGGACCAGAGGUUGAACUUAGUAGGGGGUAUACCGUGAACUGACUUAAAAUUAAAUUGUAUUAAAAUGUCAAGUCUAUAAAAAAUUGAGGUACAUUUUAGUAUACUAUACUAUAUAAAAAAAUGUAGUAUCUGAUUUGUUUUUGAAGCAUACAAAAAAGCACAUCAAAAGUAUGCAUGAACCAAAGUGUGGUAUGUGUUUUUUAGUUUAAUGUAUGACAUUGAUCUCCGAGUAGAGUUAUCCUAAAAUUAUUAUUUCAUGGUGUUAAGCUGAAUUUUUUAAUAUAAUUUAUUACCAAGGUUAUUACGCGGCUUAAACAUGUCAACAGGUUAUUUAUUUUUAUAAAAUUAAUUUUAUUUUAUGUUAUUGUUGAGUUUGUACUUACCUGUGUCUAGUCUUGCUAGUGUGAAAAUAUGUGUAUGCGUUCCUAAUAUUCUUUUUAAAUUAACGCACGUUUUGAAAAUUAGUUUAAAUUGGUGUUAUUAGAAGAAUUUAACUAAGAAAUGUGUAUCUUUUAGCCUUUAAAAGCUAGUAUAAGAAAUAAAAAUAGUACUGUAUUGGUAUUUUUGUAGAUAUGCCUUUAAUUAUACACUGUGUAUAACUAAUAAAUUAU